Molecule: messenger RNA, 1104 nt
Organism: Morchella importuna
Lineage: Eukaryota; Fungi; Ascomycota; Pezizomycetes; Pezizales; Morchellaceae
Exons: 6
Coding region: 1-1104 (367 amino acids)
Cellular component (GO): endoplasmic reticulum
Source: RefSeq, a predicted model, not a curated record
AUGUGGCUUCUUACAGGUCUCGCGGCUUCCAGUCUUGUAACUCUUGCUGCAUCCAAGUUAAAUAACGUCGCCGCCCACCUAUCGCCUCAAGAGACACGACUCCUAUUAGUGGAGCGUCUAGGUGUCUCUAGAUUCCAUGAAUUGAACCUCCAAGGGACAAACGUUCGUAAGACAUACCCAGAUAUGUCUCUCUUUGAAGAAAGAGAGGCGACGGGCAUGUUCAUAGAAAGCCCACGGAAAGGGAACUUUAUUCUUUCAUUGGCAGGCAUGAUAGACAAUCAAUUGGACCCUGAACUAUCUUCAACCAUUAUUAUUGACGGCUCAUCAAACCCAAAUGAAGACACACCUACAGCCUCAUCCGUCGCGAAUCUACUCUCAUGCCUUGCUACCGAAAAGGCCGAGCUUUCUGGGCUUCACAAAAAUACUUUCUCAGACGGUCUGUGUGUAUCUAUUCCCAAACUAGAGGAACUUGCAAGGUUCGAAGCUGUGCUCAACAAAGAUGGUUUUCCAACAAGACUACCUGAAGACCUUCAGCAACUUACAUCGACUCUCGACCCGACUGAAGAGUCUCAAUCAAGUUACCUACUCCGACACACUCCAUCAUCCAUAAAAAGCACUAUUCUCCUCCUACCCCAAUCUAGUGAAGCUUCACACGCUAAACGGGAGGAGAAGCCUCUUUCCAUCAUCCAACCCUCACCAAGCUCUAGCUCCAGUCUCGACUCUAACUUCGACACCACACCCAAUUCAGCAAAACAAAUUCUUGGUUCUGGCCUCAUUGCGCGCUGCCAUUCUACAAAAGAUGCCUGUGAAUCGUCUACCGCCAACUGCUCUGGUCGUGGUACCUGUACUAAGGCCAUUCAAGCGGGUUCCAAUUCUUGCUGGACUUGUUCAUGUAAUCCACCUGUUCGCAAAGAUGGUGUUAAAACAACUACAUGGGCAGGAGCUGCAUGCCAGAAAAAGGAUAUCAGUGUUCCAUUCAAUAUGUUUUUGGUGUUUGGCAUUGUCAUUACCUUCGUUCUUAUUGCCGCUAUCAACCUGCUAUACGGCAUUGGGGAUGAACCGCUACCGAGACUUUUCGAGUCAGGACCUCAGUUGCUAGAAUGA